Messenger RNA from Pangasianodon hypophthalmus (striped catfish), 7611 nucleotides. It is a transcript of the gene rlf, whose product is annotated as RLF zinc finger. The record is from RefSeq and is a predicted model, not a curated record. Gene Ontology annotation, biological process: regulation of transcription by RNA polymerase II. The transcript is spliced from 8 exons. Gene Ontology annotation, molecular function: DNA binding; DNA-binding transcription factor activity, RNA polymerase II-specific. Lineage: Eukaryota; Metazoa; Chordata; Actinopteri; Siluriformes; Pangasiidae. Bases 74 to 5740 code for a protein of 1888 amino acids. Gene Ontology annotation, cellular component: nucleus.
UCUGAGUCGGGCCUACCGUUGGCUGUGAUCACGUGACCCGCUGCCUGCGUACGCGCCGGGGCCAGCAGUGAAGAUGGCGGACGAGAGCGCAGACGGGGAUUUGGAUCGCAGUGGCGAAGGCUGGGCGGACGAGGACACGUUUUACGCCAUGGAGAGCUUGCAGGCGACGCUGCAGCACCUCGAGGCCGCCCUGAGACAGCGAGACAUCUCGGAGGCCUCGUCCACCGAGUACUGCGACAACUUCUGUCAGGCUCUCAUGCACUACGCCGGGAGUCGGAACUCGGUAGAGCACGGACUCACGUUGCUGGAAGUCUACUGUCUCUCCAUCAACUGCUUUGCAUCAGCGAGGCCGCACCUGACGGCCAAUUCGUCCAGCGUGGCCCUCGUGCUGAAGAGACUUGCGCUGAGCUGCUUUGAAUUACUUCUGUCCGUACCUCAGAAUGAGAUCCCACUUGAAGCCUGGCUGCAGUUUCACGGCUCUGUUCAGGCGGCGCAUGAAGCUAUGCUGGAGUACGGGAGCACAGACCUACAGGCGCUGGUACAGAUCACUGGAGAGGGCGGGGCAUGGAGUAACCCCGCCCUCGUAGCCCUCCUCACCGAGCAGCCCACGGAAGCAGAUGAAUUAAAUGCCUACCUGGGUCUAGAGGGAGGGGACUUUCUGGAGAUGAGGAUCAAGCAUCUGGAGAAAGUGGGAGAGGUUGAGAAGGCUCUGAUCCUCACUAAAGCCUGUGGCAACUGCAGCUUGUUGCCCAAUCAGGCCACCUUUCGCCAAACUUACGUCACACAGCUCUGUCAGCAACUGCCCAGCGAGGAGGCCAUUCUAGAGAUUUCCAGACUGGAUGGCAAGGAUGUUUUGGACAUCAUUUGCAAUAUGGAGACGGAAGGUGAUGAGAACACAGCCUUCAUCCUUUGCACCACAUACUUGACGCAGCAGCUGCAGAAAGGAACCCUGUACUGCUCCUGGGAGUUGACACUCUUUUGGAGUAAGCUGCAGAGGAGGCUUGACGGUUCCCUUGAAUCGUUCCUAGAACGCUGCCUCCAGUUUGGGGCUAUAGCAAAGACUGUCUACCAUCUGCUGUUCCUUAUUCGAGUAAUUCAGACUGAGGUAAUGCACCUUGGUCUGGCAGUGUCUGUUGAACUUUGUGUGAAAGCCCUUCAGCUUCCAAGGCAAGAGUAUCCAGAAACCAAAACCACUGUCUGCAAAACUGUGGCCUGUCUCCUCCUGGAUGAUUUGGAGGUGCUGCGAGCAUGCCAGCUCACCGAUUUUCUUUUAAGCCCCUCUCCAGAGGUGUUUGCAGGCCUUGAGGAUCUUUACAAGCGUCCAGAUCAAAAGUAUGACGAGGAGAAUGGUAUAAUCCCAAAUUCAUUACGCUGUGAACUGCUGCUUGCACUCAAAGCCCACUGGCCAUUUGACCCAGAGUUCUGGGACUGGAAGACUUUAAAGCACUACUGUAUGAAGUUGCUUGGGCUGGAACCUGAGAAAGAGGACAGUCGUGUGUUGGAACGUGUUCAUAGUGUGCCAACCGAGGUGAACAGAGAGGAGGAACAUGUUGAAGAAGAAAAGCAGGAGGGUGAAGAAUGCAGCAGUUCUGAAGUGAAGAGUGAGCAGCACAAGAAAGAUGAAGGGAUGUUGCAACGAAAAAGCUCAAAAGUGGUUCUUUGGACUUCAGAACGAUCCAAAAGGUGGCUUCAGUACAAAGUACGUUGUGAGAUAUGCCAGAAGGACGUGAUUGAGUCACGGUUGUGUCACCAUGCCAGAAAACACGUGGAGAACGGCAUGUGGACGUGUCCUGUAUGCCUGCAAAAAUGCGGAAGCAAAGACGAGUUUGUGCCACAUUCCAAAAAACACCUCCAAAUGCCUCCGUAUCAUCUGAAAAGGAAGAAAGUUAAAAAUAAGGUGAAAAGCGAACAAAAGCUGGAAACGGGUGACUGUGGUUUGAAAGACUUGGAACCUGGUGAGAUACGCUUGGACCCAUCCUCUGGUGUGUUAGAGCAUGUCAUGGAGCCAACUGCCAUUGUGCCUAAUAAGGAAGCAGACGAUGAUUACAUUACAUUUGAUUACAUCAGUACUCACUAUAAGUUACAGGAUCGUGAGGUUUAUCUAUGCCCUGCCACUGACUGUUCAAAACAUUUCAAACUUUUCAAGUACUUGGGUGUUCACCUGAGGAACGAUCAUGAUGACACAGACCUAAAUGUCAAACAUUACAUUGAGAUGAGUAAUCGUCGAGAGAAGUGCACGUUCUGUCGCCGAACGUUUAUAACAGCCUAUCACAACCAGAAGCACCGGCGCGUACAUUACGGAGAUUGUCCUUACAUGUGCGUAGUUGCGGGUUGCAAUGCUCGUUUUGAAUCAAUCAACGAACUCAUCAUACACAAGCACAGACAUAGCUUUCGGCUGUCCUACCACUGCGAACUGAAAGGUUGUAGCCUCUCCUUUUGUGACUUAGGUCAGCUGUACCACCAUGAGGCUCAGCACUUCCGAGAUGCAGCGUACACCUGCACCAGCCCAGGCUGCAAGAAGUUUUACUACUCUCGUCAGGAAUUUCUGAAACACAUAGACACCCAUGACAUCACCUUCACAGAAAAGGACUUUGAGGCCCAGAGGAAAGCGAAAAGGAAACUUUUGCUGCCUGUUAUAGAGGAGGAUGAUGGCUCAAAAGCAUCCUUUGGAUCAAAAGGGGAAUGUUUAAAUGGUGAGCAAACAAACCUCUCAUCAUCACAGCACUUGGAAAGCAAAGACUCCAAGGGUUUACUGACUUGUGUAGCUGUGUGUUUUGAUGGUAAAAAAUUUACCUGUGGCUUGGAAAAAUGUGGAAGGACUUUCAGCAAAGCCAGCGAUAUCCAAAAGCACUUGAAAAUUGUCCAUCCCAGCCAGUUUAAAAAAGAAAAUACAGUAUGCAAAACAGUAGAAAAUGAAAAGCGCUCAAAGGCUAAAACCGUGAAAGAGCAUAAUGGUCAAGAUAAAAGUCCUACUAAAGGAUCUAGUCAAGAAAAGGCUACAAAUUCUGCACUGUGUGAUAUAACACCUUCAGCACUCAGUAGUCAUGGAUGUCACACCGAACUGGCUGGUGCGUUGACCGAAAUUGUGCUAGGGCUUAAUCAGCUAAGUCUUAAUUCCACCCCCUCUAGAAACGUAAAUCAUACUACACAUGCUUCAGGAUCUAAAGUGCCACAGGUGACCUGUCCUAAAACUGUGAAUGCUAUAUCGCAAACCAAAGUACCAGCAAGCAAAAUUGAGUUAGGAUCUCACCAAGCAGCUGCUGAUUUAGCGAGACAGCAGUUAAAGGCUCAACCACCUCACAAGGCAGAAUCGGCACCUACAUCGGUUAAGGAUCCUUCGUUUAAUGGCGAUAAACAAGAAAAUAGCCUGCAUGUAAGCAAGCCUUUUGCUUGUGAAGUUGAAGGCUGCUUCUACAAAAGUGUAACUAGUCAUGCGCUGAUGCAGCACUAUGUCAAAAAGCAUGACUAUACCGACGAGAAGGUGAAACAGAUGGACAUUUUUAACCCACUCAAGUUCAAGCCUUUUAAAUGCCACCUUUGCUCUAGGGAUUACAAAGAAAAGAAGGAGUUGAAGGCCCAUUUGCUUCAGAAACAUAAUAUGAGCAAGGAGAUGGCAGAGCAAAUUCUGUGCUCUUUUGCAAGGAAGGUGGAUGAUUGUCCACCUUCUGCUCUGACGACAAGGGAGGUCCAUACUGAAAAAAAGGAUGUGCCUACUGGGAAGAACAGGCUUCUAAAUGGAGACCAUUGUGUAUGGGAGGGCAACACUGAGAGAAGUAAUGGCAAAAUUAUGACUGAACACAAGAGGUUGAGGGGUAACCCCAUUUCGUCGUCACAAAAAGGCACUUCUGAAGGUAAAACAGAUGUAGGUGGAACCUCACUGAACAGGAGGGUUAGUAAACGUUUGAUGACAAAAGUGAAACCAGAUGAAGACAAACCCUAUUGUUGUUUACAUAAAGGCUGUGGUGCUGGCUUUGCUAAGAAGUUCAACCUUCUGCGCCACCUUCAGGUUGUGCAUUACCACCGCUCCAAUCUUUGUUGGCAGAAGACUUUCCCUUGUAAGUAUGAUGGCUGUAAUAAGCGAUUUAAUCAUCUAUCCAGUCUGAACAGACAUUACCGCAAAGGCCAUCCAGUAUCGGAGGAUCCCAUUCCGAGAUUCAAGUGUACCUAUCCCAAGUGCAAUGCAACCUACCACCUGAAGAGCAGCCUUAUGCGCCACACCAAUCAAACACACCAGAAUCAGACUCCACUGAAGUCCACAGCUCCAUCUUCUGUCUGCAAGUUCAAAGAUGUCUACAGGCGCUAUGACAACUCAGGUCCCCUUGUGGUGCGUCUACAAAGCACGAACAAGAGAGAGCGAUCCAAUAGUGGGUGCCAAAAAAAACUGAUCAUCACAUCCAGUUCUCAGUCUCUGAAGGUCUCCAAAAGGCAGUCUUUAAGAUGCUCCCCUAAAGCUGAGGAGAAUGCUGAACACACUGAAGAAACCCCAGAGGGACCAGAUGCCAAAUGUGUAAAACCAAAGAAAACAAAGUCCAAGUUUGCGUACCGGACACCUGAGGAGGCUUUGCAGAUGUGCCAAGACCGCUGCUUAUCAGAGGCGUAUCCAUGCAUGGUGCAGAGCUGCAAUUCUGUGGUAUCUAGCAAGCGCAGCCUGCACCGACAUUACUUAAAGUGUCACAAAAUGCUUCACACCAAGGUGAGCAAAAACAAAGACACACUUUUUUAUACUGCUGAGCAACUAGAAGAACUGAUACAAAAGAAAUCAACGGUAUCUGCUUUGCCAGAUUCAGACAGGGCUCCUAAUGGGGUCCUCAAAAUGGAGUAUCAAGCCGAGCCUGAGAACUCUGGGGCGCCACACCUUCCCAUGAGCCUCCAUUCUGUCAAAACCGAACAACUGAAACAAGAGGCAUCUCCCUCAAGGGAUCCACCUCCAGAUUGCAGCGUAAUGGUUGGUGCUGAUGAUGUGCUUUAUGGGGAGUCUAAUGGCCAUGCAGAGAAGCUUGUUGACGCAGAGAGCCAAACUCAGGAGGAACGAACAAAAACUGACUCUCCUGCACCUCCUCUUGUGCCCCCUCCACCCCUUGACCUUUCUCCACCAUCUACUCUUAGAAUAAAUGUCAACAAUGCUUCACUGGACCCUUUAAACAGAGACAGCAAGGCUGUUAGUGUUCCUGCUACCAUCUAUAUACACACAAAUGCUUCUUUGACACGUCAGCCUCUAAGGGGGAAAAAUUCUGAACUCUCUGAGCCGUUACCUUCUGCACCUCAUCCACUGGCUCAGAAAGAUGCCAUGGUACCCAAUCUAGGUCAACGGGCAUUUGACAUGGCGGCUUACAAGCCAUUGGGUUUCGAAUCCUCCUUUUUGAAAUUCAUACAGGAGAAGGAAGAGAAAUCUCAAUUUGAACCCCUGCGGACAGUGGCGGUCUUAAACCCCUGCUACAAACCCGAUGUUGCUCGCCGACGUGAUUCCUUCCGACACAACUCCUCUGUCAAGGAGAACAACUUGAGACGAUCCGGCAUCAGUCACAACCGGAUGUCGCACUUGUCACCCCUUAAGUCCUUGCUUUCCACAGAAGAAUGUAGUUCUAUCCAAAACCUGCGUUUUAUCUUGGAAAGGGCCUUAAUGGGCUGUGGUGACCAGGCAAUAAAGCAGCUUCAGUUCCUGAAGCCUGUGGUGGUCCUGGAAAGACCCAAAUCAUCUGCUUCCCUGCUUGAUCUUCUGCCCUCUGAAACACAAGCAUAAACUGCGCAACCUGCUACUUAGGACUAUGUAGAGAGUUCACCUCAUGUUUUUGUUUUCUUUUGUUUUUGGUGAUCCAAAGUACUUCCACAGUAUUUUUUAAUUAUCGUUAUUACAACUUGGUUAUUUGCCAAACCGCCAAGGUGUUAUACCUUGAUUGCUUACCAGUCACAUGUUUAUAUGUGUCAGAAAGAGCAAAUAAAAAAAAAAAAAAAAUCUGGGAAUUAAAUUGCAAAGAUGUGUGUUUCAUUAUUUAGGCUCAUUCUAUACGUUUCCAAAGGAGAAAGGGCAUUCAUUCUGCCAAUACCUUUCACAUUUAUUUAAAGGACAUGAAUGUUUUAGUCAUUUUGUUGUAGUAAAUAAUGCAACAUUUGAAAUAUAAAAAUAAUAUUUGUUGCCUUCUGUAGUUUAAGGCAUUAGCUGGGUGAGAUGCUAAUUAAGUAUAUACUGGUUACUGGUUUAUUUUUAAAAGCAAGUUCUAACUUAAAUGCUGGACAUUUUAUCCAAACGAAAAAACUUUUGUCAGAGUAAGAUUGACGUACUCCACGUAACACAAUAGAAUUUCUGUUCCAAGACAGUGACCUUGAUUAUGUGGAUAUUUGAUGCCCGUGUUAGCAAAGUGACAGGUAUUUCUCACCAUGAGUGGUAUGGGCCCAGAAAGAUGAGCUGGUUAUGUGCAGUUCUUCUGUUCUGCAGUACACACAAUAUUUUCAUGCAGAUAACACAUUAUUACAUCUAUACAGAUGUAUUUAACAAAGAAGCACAAAGCAUCCUUACAGUUAUGUCCUUGUAGGUUUCCUCUGGGUUCUCUGGUUUCCUCCCACCUCCCAAAUAUGUCCUUCAGGUGGAUUGGUUAUGCUAAUUUGCUGUAUGUAUGAAUGUGAGUGUGCAUGGAUUCCUAAGAUGGACUGCUGUCCCAUUCACACUGUGUCCCUGCCUCAUGCCCAAUGUUCCUGGGAGAGCCUCUGGAUCCACCUCGACCCGUAUGAAGAUAUAGCAGUCACUGAAGAUGAAUGAAGGAAUAAAUGCUUCUGCAGUAAGUUUGCAUUCAUGUACAGUUAUGUCUACAGGCCACCAAACUGGGUUUGCUGGACAGAAUUACUGGUGCAGGUGCACAAUUCAGUUCUGUUCCUGCGAAAUUACCUUUCUGAAUUGGCCAUUAGCGGGCAGAGAGUUACAAUUUCCUGAUGAUUCUAUGGGAUUAAAGGUUAAGAGAAGGAGCCCUGAGCUAUUUCUUGAAGCGGCCAGCUUUGUAUGUAAAUGCAGGCAAGAAAACAGUUUAAUGAUCGCUAAACCAAGAGACUGUUGGUGAUGUGGGAUGAUGCAUUUCCCCUGCACUUCGAAGUAAGCUGUCCGAUUUGUGUUGCUAAUUUAAUUCUUAAAUGGUUAAUUUAUUUAUCUACUCUUUGCACCUCUUUCACUCUCAGUGGUAGGAGUUGAACUGAAAGUUAUGGAACAUUUGUAAGUGAAAAAGCAAUGGCUUUGUUGGUGGUAUGGCAAGACUAAUGUGAGAGGUAGAGUGAUUGCUGCCUCUUGUUUUUAUCUGUGUUGUCUUUUUCACUUGACUUGAUUGCUGGCUGUCAAUGUCUAUUAUAAGGUACUGCAUAUUUGAUCAGUUUUAUUAGAAAUGAUAGAAAUUGCGAAUGGACUGUGUUGCUAUCAUUACUCGAAUGAUAGUUCAUUCUUGGCCAUAAAACUUAGGGUUGUAGGUCUGGGGUCAGACACUCCAGUCCUGAGGACCACAGCACUGCAGAAUUUAGACUUACGCAUCAUUUUAUCUCACCAGUUUAUUAAAGAGGUCUUUGUCAGUGGAAUUUGGUGUUUAGAAGAGAUAAAACACAAAUCUUUAGGGCUGUACCCUCCAAGGACUAAAG